Messenger RNA from Girardinichthys multiradiatus, 1766 nucleotides. It is a transcript of the gene gyg1b, whose product is annotated as glycogenin 1b. Gene Ontology annotation, molecular function: glycosyltransferase activity. NCBI's taxonomy places the organism in Eukaryota, Metazoa, Chordata, Actinopteri, Cyprinodontiformes, Goodeidae. The transcript is spliced from 8 exons. The record is from RefSeq and is a predicted model, not a curated record. Bases 148 to 1161 code for a protein of 337 amino acids. Gene Ontology annotation, cellular component: cytoplasm.
GUGUGCGGAGACACGGUCAUGUGACCUGGCUGUCUCCGUUGUAUAAAUUCACCUCUGUCUGUUUAGUCAGCCCUUCUCUCCCCACGCAGAGCAGCAGUCCUUGAGUUUGAGCUACCGCAGCAGUAGCUUAGACCUCUCCUCUCAGCCAUGGCAGAUCAGGCAUUUGUGACACUGGCCACCAACGACAACUAUGCUCGAGGCGCUAUGGUUCUGGGCAAGUCUCUUCGUAACCACAACACCACCAAGAAAUUGGUGGUACUUGUUAGCCCACAGGUGUCGACUCCUUGCCAGUCUGUGCUGAAGAACAUCUUUGAUGAGGUGAAAGUUGUGGAUGUUUUGGACAGUGGUGACACAGCUCACCUGGCUAUGAUGAAGAGGCCUGAUCUGGGUGUCACAUACACAAAGCUCCACUCCUGGACCCUCACACAUUACUCGAAAUGUGUUUUUAUGGAUGCAGACACUCUGGUGCUGUCAAAUAUAGAUGAGCUCUUUGAAAGAGAGGAAAUGUCAGCUGCUCCAGAUCCUGGCUGGCCUGACUGCUUUAACUCUGGCGUGUUUGUUUUUCGGCCCUCUGUGGAGACGUAUGGCAAACUACUUCAGUAUUGCACAGAACAUGGCAGCUUUGAUGGGGGAGACCAAGGUGUUUUGAACGGCUUCUUCAAUGACUGGGCAACAGCUGACAUCUCAAAGCAUCUCCCUUUCAUUUACAACCUCAGCAGCAUAGCCAUCUACACUUACCUUCCAGCAUUUAAGCAAUAUGGUGGAAAUGCUAAGGUGGUCCACUUUCUUGGGAAGACCAAGCCAUGGAGUUAUACUUUCGACUGCAAAACUAGACAGAUUUCUGGAGGUGUGCAAGAACCAGCAACACAUCCCAGCUUCCUCCUGAACUGGUGGACUUUGUAUGCCAGCAGUGUGGUGCCAAUGCUGCAGGAACAGCAUGGAGAUCAGCCGUUUCAUUCUGGAUGUGUGGAGUCAAAGCACAGUGACUUGGUCACUUGUGAGACUGUCCAGGGAGAAGGUGGUUCCUCACCUGCACAGGCUCUCCAGGCCAUGCCAACAUCAGAAGAACGAAAGGAGCAGUGGGAGCAAGGCCAAGCAGACUACAUGGGAAUGGACUCAUUUGAUAACAUCAAGAGAAAGCUUGACACUUUUCUCAAAUGAAAAGCAAAUGGGGGGUGGGGGGGGAGAGAAUAUAAAGCACUUGCAGUCUAAAUGGUCGAUGUGUUAUUUCAAUUAUGUAAAUGGGUUGCAGGCUUGCCACUCUGUCCCUUCACUGGCACUGUCACCAUUGUCCAAAGAACACAAAUGUCAAUAAGAAAAAUGACCUUAACUGGUUUUACAAUUCUCAGUCACUUUAGUUUACCCUGUUACACUGGGGGGAGAAACAAGGUCAAGUUUGUAAUGGCAUGUACUUUUUAAGGUAGAGAAACUUUAGAAUAGUAUGUCUGUAUUUUGUAAAGCAACAAUAUUAACAUUCACUUUUUUUUUUCUUUCUUUUUUAAACACACUGUCAACAAUUGGUUGCUUGUAUGAAAAAGUUGACUUGUUAAAAAGGUUCCAGGAAUGUUUACAACACUUACAAAAGGCAAUUUAUCAGAUUUUAUAUCAUGCUUUGUGCUUUCAGACUUGGUCAUCUUACUGUCCAUUCUUGGCUAGCUGCUUUCCUGUAAGUCAUUGGGUUGAGCUGUAAUGACUUGUACAUGACCAGGAUGUUGGUUGUGUAUUUGUACUUCAUCUGGAAACAUUAAAUAAAAAUUAAGUCUUUG